Molecule: messenger RNA, 381 nt
Organism: Cryptosporidium ubiquitum
Lineage: Eukaryota; Apicomplexa; Conoidasida; Eucoccidiorida; Cryptosporidiidae
Exons: 1
Coding region: 1-381 (126 amino acids)
Source: RefSeq, a predicted model, not a curated record
AUGUGUAAUAAUAAUUUCUUUUGCCUUGACAGUUAUCCAACAUACAACAAAAGAUGCUCCUGCAGUUGUUUUGAUAUAAAAAGAGGAUGCUCUCAGCAAUUCACAUGUACAAACAGAAGGCCCACUGUUCAGAGGUAUAUAUGUAGAAUUUGUAUUCCAAGAGUAAACAGAACACCAGCAUUACAAAAUAGAAUUGCAUGCACUGAUUGCUAUAUAUGUGGGCAAAGGGCAGGGCCAGCCUCAAUACAAGCUCAGAAGCCAGAAGCUAUAGAUAAAUGUGAUUAUUCUAAUUCUUGUACCUGCACGCAAAGCCCGAUCCAAAGAAGCCAAACGGGAGGAUGUAGGUGCGGUGGGUGUUGCAUAGUGUUAUGCAGCCGUUAA